UGUGAAACAUUUGCUAUCUAAACACGUCGACAUGGGGAAGAUAAACACAAAUGUGGCACAGCCGCUGUUGACGUUGUUUACAUCAGAAUUGGUCUUAUUCGCGAUUCUGGACAACUGAAUCGAGAGUCCUAUUUAUUGAGCUGAUUUGUUUCUCAUCAAAGCCGCGUUGCUAAAGGAAAACUUCAUGGUGGUAACAACAUGGACAGUGACCUGAGUACCCAGGAUAAAAAAGACUUGGAUAAGUUCAUUAAGUUCUUUGCCUUAAAGACUGUUCAGGUGAUAGUCCAGGCUCGCCUUGGUGAGAAGAUAUGUACUCGCUCGUCUCCGUCCCCCACUGGCUCUGACUGGUUCAACUUAGCAAUCAAAGACAUCCCAGAAGUGACCCAUGAAGCAAAGAAAAUUUUGGCUGGCCAGCUUCCAGGCGUAGGACACUCAAUGUGCGUGGAGAUCUCUCUGAAGACUUCGGAGGGGGACUCGAUGGAGUUAGAGACUUGGUGCCUAGAGAUUAAUGAAAAGUGUGAUAAGGACAUAAAAGUGUCGUAUACUGUUUACGACCGUCUGUCUGUCCUUCUGAAAUCUCUGCUGGCUGUCACUAGAGUAACGCCUGCCUACAAACUGUCUAGAAAGCAGGGACAUGACUAUGUCAUAUUAUACAGGAUCUAUUUUGGAGAAGUUCAGAUGAGAGGAUUAGGAGAAGGUUUCCAGACGGUGCGUGUUGGUGUUGUGGGAACCCCCGUUGGCACUGUCACACUUUCUUGUGCCUAUCGCACAAACCUGGCUUUAAUGUCCAACAGACAAUUUGAGCGAUCUGCGCCUAUCAUGGGGAUUAUUGUGGACCACUUUGUGGACCCUCCCUGUGGCAGCCAGCGACCUGCAAAUAUGGGUCAGCCCUGCAACUACAGGUACCCAGUACACAAAGCAACAGACGACGACAAUGGUGAAGCAUUUGCAGGAGUUCAGGAUUCUCAGGAAGUUUGCACUACAUCCUUCUCCACUUCCCCCCCAUCUCAGUGCUUCUGUACACUGAGUCCUUCUCCUUCGAAACUGUCCAAGGCACUUCCUCUGGACAAUCCACAGUUUCCACUGGUUCCCGGUCUCGUCACUCAUCCUCUGCUAUCCUACCAGCCUCCUGUUCUAGCAGGAACUCCUGAGCUUUGCCACACUGCUGCCAAUCCAAGCCAGACGCUGCAUGCUGGGAAGGAGGACGGGGUGUUGCAUCCAGCGCAGCCCUAUCAUGGCACCGAAGCUCAUCUGACAGUGGAGCACAUGCCCAAUAUACCUGGCAGCCGUGGCGACAAUGACAUUUUGUCCCACAGCGGAGAGGGAAGGAGGAGCACCUCUCCCUCUGACCCAGUCGAGACUCUUAAUGCCUUGACGAGGAAAGUUGGAGCUUUUGUCAAUAAACCCAAUGCACGGCUCUCAGCCACAAUGGACCUGCCAUUUGCUGCGUUUGCUCCCAGAGGCCUAGACUCUGAGGACAAUGAUCCAAUGGUACAUCCUCCAGACUCUCCUUCCUGCAUGUCCCCUCUGCAGGCCAGCCUUCACUCGCAAGGCUCAGACGGCUCGGGGCAGCAGGAUGACUUUGUCAUGGUUGAUUUUCGGCCAGCUUUCUCUAAAGACGACUUGUUGCCGAUGGAUUUAGGAACAUUCUACAGGGAAUUUCAGAACCCUCCCCAACUGGCCAGCCUCUCGCUUCACAUCAGUUCCCAGUCGAUGGCUGAUGAUCUCGUAGAUUCGCUGCCAGAGAAACUGGCCAUCUACGAAAGAAACAUUGACGAGUUUGACGCCUUUGUGGAUAUGCUCCAAUAGAGAAUGACAGCAAGCGAGGAGUCACCUUUAUCAGUUAGUUUCCUGAUGUUUUUCAUCCCAAUGCCACUUGUGUCCCAGCUUGUACAAAACAUUCACUGUAAAUACAACUUCUGAGACUGACACGCACUUGGAUCCUGCUUAAAAUGUUCAUAAUGACAUAAAACACUGAACUUGUCACUUUAAACAAGCAUCCAUGCAAUAAAAGCAUGUCACUUAAAUGUUCACAGUGAAAAUCAGGGAUGCAACCUGCUAGAAUUACCUUGAGAAUGCAUUUAGCCUAACACAGUAACUAGCUGCUUAAUGCAUUUAGAGACAGUGUGUAGAAUUUGUCCACCUGUUUGAAGAACCAAUUUCAUUCUUUGGCUUUUGACUGACUUAUUGGUUAAUUAUUGUUUGGAUUUACUGUUUUCACCAUCUUUGUGAUUGUCCCAUUGCUUCGCAUGUUUAUAGCUGCAGCCAUUGUAAAAUGCAAAUAUAGAUAUGCCCAUGGUUAAAGGGGCAAAAGGAACAUUGUGAUAAAACAUUUUUUGCCAUCUUAUUUAAAUAGAUUUUUUUUUUUAAAUGAACAUUGACAAAUCAAAAUGUUGUCUACACACUGUCUCUUAAUUGUAAAGUAGAGGUGAUUGUUCUAGCUCCAAGUUGGUCUGAGGAUUUCAAUCAAGUGUCUACACUUUCCCCAGUAGUGUUGUUCAGAUAAAUCUACUCAAACUCACACGGCUUGCAUCAACCUUAAAAUGCAUGUUGUAAGCAAUCUGUUUUCAUUGUAAUGAAGCAUGGCAUAACACCCUACAACAUCUUAAAGGUGAAGUCAUUUUCUUAAUAUGUUCUAUGGACCUCCACUAGUAUUAAACAGCUUUCUGAAUGUUUUGUUGGUUGCGCAUAAAGCAAUAAAAUCCUGUUUUUAACCAUC
Messenger RNA from Syngnathus acus (greater pipefish), 2719 nucleotides. RefSeq names its product ATG13 autophagy related 13 homolog (S. cerevisiae) (gene atg13). The record is from RefSeq and is a predicted model, not a curated record. Bases 199 to 1809 code for a protein of 536 amino acids. Gene Ontology annotation, cellular component: Atg1/ULK1 kinase complex; cytosol; extrinsic component of membrane. The transcript is spliced from 18 exons. Lineage: Eukaryota; Metazoa; Chordata; Actinopteri; Syngnathiformes; Syngnathidae. Gene Ontology annotation, biological process: autophagosome assembly; piecemeal microautophagy of the nucleus; mitophagy.